Striga hermonthica is the source of this 3447-nucleotide messenger RNA. The record is from the annotation of a GenBank genome assembly. Lineage: Eukaryota; Viridiplantae; Streptophyta; Magnoliopsida; Lamiales; Orobanchaceae.
AUGGAUGUUACAUGUAAUCUGUCUCGGUUAAAUGUGUUUUAUGGGGGUGAAGUCUCUGGUUGCAGGGGACUGGAAACGCUGAAAUACGGGCACUCACACUGCAAAUUUUUUGGAGAUUCAAGACUUCUCUCAAAAGAAAAUUCACCAAAGAAGUUAAAGAAACAAAGUUCACAUUCUUAUAGUUCGGCCAUUCCAAGUACUCUUAAUAAGGGCAAUCUCCGGUUUUGGUGUUAUGGUUUUAAUGGUUCUUCCUUUAAAGACACUGGCGGUAUUCCUAUAAUUUCAAAACAGGUGAGCCUGUCACGGUGUCAGAGAAAUGGAUCAGCUGCUUAUGUAAAUGGAAAUGGCAGAGAUGCAGAAGCCAUUGAGACUGGUGGCAAUGCCCUUGAUUCUACUGCCUCAGGAGAAAUGCCAGCUGAAGAAGGAGUUGACACUCCCAGUUUGGAUGAAUUGAGGGAAUUGUUGCGGAAGGCAUUGAAAGAUUUAGAUAUUGCUCGUCUAAGCAGUACAAUAUUUGAGGAAAAAGCUCAUAAGAUAUCAGAAGCUGCUAUAGCAUUGAAGGAUGGAGCUAAAAAUGCUUGGGAUAACGUAAAUACUGCCCUUGGUAAUAUCCAAGAGGUUGUAAAUGAAGAAGCUAUCACCAAAGAAGCUGUUCAGGAAGCAACAAUGGCCCUCUCUUUGGCCGAGUCUAGACUUCAAGUCACUGUUGAUUCACUAAAACUUGCAAAAGAAACCAAUGGGUCCACUAAAGCUUCUACUGAACUUGAUUCCGAGUAUGGAAGUGGAGAAGAGUCAAGUGAGGAGGAAGCACUUUUGGCUGCACAGCAGGACAUAAAAGAAUCUCAACAACAUCUAGCAAAUUACGAGGCUGAGCUCAGAAAGGUGCAGAGCAGAAAAGAAGAAUUGCAAAAGGAAUUAGAAAGGUUGAAUGCAGUGGCAGAGCAAGUACAAUUUGAUGCUUCUAAAGCCGAGGAAGAUGUGGCAAACAUAAUGCUUUUAGCAGAGCAAGCCGUGGCCCACGAGCUAGAGGCUGCACAGCGUGUUGAUGAUGCUGAAAUUGCACUGCAAAGGGCUGAAAAGAACCUUGCUCUUUCCAGUAUAGGUACUCUAGAUUCUGGAGUUGAGGGAACUAGUGCCGGUGAGAUGUCUCGAGGAAGUUCUGCGGAUAGUGUUGUGGAGGCAGAUAGGGAAUUUCCAUCUGAUGCUGCAGGAUCACUUGAACCUUCACCUGGUUCCCAGUUGGAUGGAAUAUGUUUGUCGGAGGAGAAUGAGAUGGUGAAUGGAAAGAUACCUGUGGAGAUUGAAGCUGAUGCUAAGAAGUUAAAAACUAUUCAGAAUGAGGAAGAGUUUACGCCAGGUUCAGUUUUUCGUGGUCUUUUGGAGUCUGCUAGAAAGCAGUUGCCUAAGCUGGUUUUCGCGUCACUACUUUUAGGAGCAGGAAUUGCUUUCUAUGUGAAACGACGUGAAAGAUUUCAUCAGCUAUUCCAUCAGCCUGAUAUCAUCUCCACUAGCAUUGAUGAAGUAUCAACUAGUGCAAAGCCUCUGGUUAAAGAGAUAAGGAAACUUCCUGCCAAAGUGAAGAAACUAAUGGAGAUGCUUCCCCAUCAAGAGGUAAACGAGGAGGAAGCGUCCCUGUUGGACAUGUUGUGGUUACUGCUUGCAAGUGUCAUAUUUGUGCCCAUUUUCCAGAAAAUACCCGGAGGCAGUCCAGUUCUUGGAUAUUUGGCUGCUGGAAUUUUAAUUGGACCUUAUGGCCUCUCUAUCAUUCGCAAUGUACAUGCAACUAAGGCAAUUGCUGAAUUUGGGGUUGUCUUCUUGCUAUUUAAUAUUGGACUUGAGCUCUCUGUUGAAAGACUAAGUUCCAUGAAGAAAUAUGUUUUUGGUCUGGGCUCUGCUCAGGUCUUAGUGACAGCUGGUGUUGUUGGCUUGCUUGCUCAUUAUGCUGCUGGUCUGGCUGGUCCUGCGGCGAUUGUCGUAGGCAAUGGACUCGCAUUAUCCUCAACUGCUGUUGUCCUUCAGGUAUUGCAGGAACGUGGUGAGAGUACAUCACGCCAUGGGCGGGCUACAUUUUCUGUAUUACUCUUUCAGGAUUUGGCUGUCGUGGUUUUGCUUAUACUGAUACCGCUUGUUUCACCUAGUUCAUCUAAAGGAGGGGUGGGAUGUCAAGCCAUUGCUGAAGCUCUUGGAUUGGCUGCCGUGAAGGCUGUUAUUUCCAUCUCAGCCAUAAUAGCGGGAGGACGCUUGCUGCUUCGCCCAAUUUAUAAGCAAAUUGCUGAAAAUCAGAAUGCAGAAAUAUUUUCUGCAAAUACUCUUCUUGUUAUCUUAGGUACUAGUCUUCUAACUGCCAGGGCUGGCCUUUCCAUGGCUUUAGGAGCAUUUUUGGCUGGCUUGCUUCUAGCAGAAACAGAAUUCUCAUUGCAGGUUGAAUCUGAUAUUGCUCCAUAUCGUGGACUUCUGUUAGGUCUCUUCUUCAUGACGGUUGGAAUGUCCAUUGACCCGAAACUUCUUCUUUCAAACUUCCCAGCAAUCUCAGGGAUAUUAGGGCUUCUUCUUGCUGGAAAAACUAUUUUGAUCGCUCUUGUUGGGAGACUUUUUGGUAUUUCAGUGGUAUCGGCGAUACGAGUUGGUCUUCUACUUGCACCGGGAGGAGAGUUUGCUUUUGUUGCCUUUGGGGAAGCCGUUAACCAGGGAAUAAUGUCCUCGCAGUUGUCAUCGCUCCUAUUUCUUGUAGUUGGGAUUUCGAUGGCUCUGACUCCGUGGUUAGCUGCUGGAGGUCAACUAAUAGCAUCUCGUUUUGAGCUGCACGAUGUUCGAAGUCUGUUACCUGUUGAAAGUGAGACAGAUGAUUUGCAAGAUCAUAUAAUUAUAUGUGGUUUUGGACGUGUUGGGCAGAUUAUUGCUCAGCUUCUCUCUGAACGACUGAUUCCAUUUGUUGCCCUUGAUGUCAGGAGUGACCGAGUAGCAACUGGACGUUCACUUGACCUCUCCGUGUACUUUGGUGAUGCCGGUAGUCGGGAGGUUCUCCAUAAAGUUGGUGCAGAAAGAGCAUGUGCAGCAGCAGUAACUCUAGAUAGUCCUGGAGCUAAUUACAGAACUGUUUGGGCUUUGAGCAAGUAUUUUCCCAAUGUCAAAACAUUUGUCCGUGCUCAUGAUGUUGAUCAUGGCCUAAAUUUAGAGAAAGCCGGGGCAACAGCGGUUGUUCCUGAGACUUUGGAGCCAAGUUUGCAAUUAGCAGCUGCUGUCCUUUCACAAACGAAACUGCCGAUGUCUGAGAUAGCAGCUACCAUUAAUGAGUUCAGAUCCCGCCAUCUCUCUGAGCUUACGGAGCUCUCCGAAUCCACUGGAAGCUCACUUGGGUACGGUUUCUCACGAAUGAUGACAAAACCGAAAUCUCAACCAUCGGAUUCUGUAGACGAGCAUUUGCCUGAAGGAACUCUGACAGUUUGA